Messenger RNA from Aspergillus novofumigatus IBT 16806, 1119 nucleotides. Its product is annotated as DsbA family oxidoreductase. Gene Ontology annotation, molecular function: oxidoreductase activity. The transcript is spliced from 2 exons. The record is from RefSeq and is a predicted model, not a curated record. Bases 161 to 877 code for a protein of 238 amino acids. NCBI's taxonomy places the organism in Eukaryota, Fungi, Ascomycota, Eurotiomycetes, Eurotiales, Aspergillaceae.
ACGACGAAAAUAAAGCUGCUGACAAAUCAUCACCAAAGCAAGCCAAAUAAAUAUUUACCUCAGUACGGAGUACCAGAAUAAUAUAAAGCUAUAAUCUAGAGGACGCACUCUGUUCCAUUUGGGACACUGCCACUGCCACUAACCCUUGACUUCAAACAUCAUGACCAACAUCAACAUCCAAAUCAUCUCCGACACCGUCUGUCCGUGGUGCUACGUCGGCUACCGCCGUCUCUCCCGGGCCAUCACAGCCCACAAAGCCAGGUACCCAUCCGACACCUUCACGCUAACCUGGCACGCCUUCUACCUGAACCCGGCCUCGCCGGGGUACCCCGGCGUGGACAAGCGCGAGCUCUACGCCUCCAAGUUCGGCGAGGGCCGGGUCGCGGCGAUUUUCUCGCGACUCGCGGCCGCGGGCGAGACCGACGGCAUUGCGUUCAAGUUUGGAGGCAAGACGGGGAAUACCCGUGACUCGCACCGGGUGCUUUGGUAUGCGGGCUUGAAGGAGAAGGAGGCGGGGGCUCGAGGGGGUGCGGCUGCGACUAACGGGGACGCAAGCAAGGAGAAGGUGGGUGGGCUGCAGACGAGGGUCGCUGAGCAGUUCUUCCGCGCCUACUUUGAGGAGGAGAAGAAUAUCACGGAUCGGAAGGUGUUGGUUGAUUCCGCCGUGGCGGCGGGAUUGGACCGCGGGGAGGUUGAGAAGUUCCUGGAGUCUGGCGACGACGGAGGAAAGGAAGUUGACCUCGAGGCCGAACGAGCGCGACGUCGCUUGGUCACUGGUGUCCCGUAUUUCACCGUGCAAGGGCAAUAUGCCAUCGAGGGCGCGGAUGAGCCGGAAACCUUCCUGGAGGUGUUUGAGAAAGUGAAGCAAAUCUCUUAAUCUAGGAAAUCUCUAGAAUACUUAUUGAACACGUCUAAUGUUGCAGAGUAUGCAUAGACUAAGCUGCGUUAGGGAGCCAGAUUAAAUCACAUCACAUAUCAUAAGAGGCUAGACUGUAAGGACCACAUUUCUAGCAAACAUCACUUCGAGCAAGAGUUGAGCACUGAUGGCAUCAAGUACAAGUCCACCUCAACGCCAUUCCAUGCGAAAGCACACAAGGACAUCGUUGAUUGGAGAUAAAA